UCGGGUGACAUUAGCACUACUGUCCACACUGGCAAAGCGAACAUGAAGACCUCAACACACCUCGGCCGUUCCCUAGUGCUUGUGGCGCUGCUGGCCGUGUCCUGGGCCGGGGCUGCCCCUCUCGUGAUUGACCCGGAAAAAGAAGACGUGAGGGAUGAGGUACAGGCGUUCCUUGACCAAAAUCCUGCCAUUGCUGAGGAUCUGUACCCCGAGUUACUGGAUCUGGCGUAUGAGGUGAACAUAACAGUGAACCAAGAGGAUUUGUUGGACCUCCUUGACGGCUACGUGAGAGAGGCUACCGUGGAAGAGAUCGAGGAAGAACUUGAGAGGGAGGAGGAGGAGGAGGAGCUGGAGAAGGAGGAAGAGGAAAUGGAGAUGAUGAAAGAGGAAGAAGAACUGGAGAAGAUAAAAGAAGAAGAGUACGGAGACCCAAGAAAGAAAAGACAAACACUUUUAGGGAAUCUUCACCGCUCCAGUAAUGCUUACGGAAAGUCCAUCCAAGGCUCCCUUAGUCUGAGCCAUUCCUCGAACAACGGACGCCAUUCCUUCAGCGGCAACAUUGGAGCAGCCAAGCACACCAUCAAUGGGCUGGGCAGCGCCAAGAGUUACAGUGCAGGUGUAGGAUACAAGUACAGCCCCAACAAGAAAACUUCCUUUGGCAUCAGUGCCCACAAGAUCAUGAGUCCUGGCGGCGGCAGCUCGAAUGCGUUUGGUCUCUCUUUCUCUCACAAGUUUGGCCGUUAGGGGACGAUGUGCCGCAGCUUCUCACACCAACAACUAACUGCUCAUCCAUCUUGUCAAUAAGUUAAUGGGAAGUCGCUAUUGUACACUCGGGCACACACUUACUUGCCAUAUUGGUCUUUCAGUGUUAAGAAUACCAUUCGGGGUGGAUUUAGUAGCAAUGUUUAAAAGAAUAGAUAAGAUUUCACUAGCUUCAGUCAUAAUGUGCCAAUCAAAAUCAUGUUCCUGGGAAUCUUCACGUAUACUAGUAAGGCAUUCUUGGCUCUGUAUUUGUCUAAUUAUCUCACCAAUAAAAUCUUCAACACCCAUAAUAGUCA
Portunus trituberculatus (swimming crab) is the source of this 1058-nucleotide messenger RNA. RefSeq names its product kinesin-related protein 12-like. NCBI's taxonomy places the organism in Eukaryota, Metazoa, Arthropoda, Malacostraca, Decapoda, Portunidae. The record is from RefSeq and is a predicted model, not a curated record. Bases 43 to 744 code for a protein of 233 amino acids. The transcript has 4 exons.